AUGGAGGGCAAAAUACCUGCGUCGGAAAUGAAUCUCUUUCGUGCCCCUGCUGCCGCGAGGGCUCUCAAGACGCUCGACAAGACCUUGUUCUCCAGAACGCUGCCUACGACAGCUGCCUGUGUUCGAGAGAACAGGCUUAUUUCUAAAUACAGGAAACAGCUCGAAAAUUCAAACGAGGUUUUUCUGCUAGAGAAAUUUGACCCAAUCGCUGCAAAUCCAGAUUCUGCGCUGGCGUCUCAAGGGAAGAAGUGCAUCAUCCUGAAGCCAGAACUGAAAGCGUCAGCUCCCGAAACAUGGAGCUCUACGCUGCAGGAAGCAACAGAGACUGGGGAUUUGAGCCUUGUCCCGUACAAAGUGAACAUCGAUUAUGGCAUGUGGAGUUACCUCGAUGUUAUGAGAUCCAUUCUUCCCGAAGAACUUCACGGCGAAAUUCCCGUGGGCUUCAACACUGCCGGCCACGUUGCACAUUUGAACAUUAGAGGUCAAUAUCUACCAUACAAGAAAGUCAUUGCUCAAGUCAUCCUUGACAAAAACCCCAGCAUCCGCACCGUCAUCAAUAAAAUCGACAAUGUUGGAACAGAAAGCGAGUUCCGCACUUUUGCCUACGAGGUACUGGCCGGUCCGGAUGACAUGCUCGUCGAGGUCAGCGAGGCCGGAUGUGUCUUCAAGUUUGACUACUCCAAGGUGUACUGGAACACCAAACUCGGCACCGAACAUCAGCGAAUCUGCACCAUGUUUAAGCCUGGGGAGGUUGUAGCCGACGUUAUGGCGGGUAUCGGGCCGUUUGCCGCUCCAGCUGGGAAGAAGGGCGUUUUUGUCUGGGCCAAUGACAAGAACCCGGAGAGCUACAGAUAUCUGAGUGAGAUCAUCAAGAAAAACAAAGUAACCGAGUUCGUCAAGCCUUUCAACCAAGAUGGCCACGACUUCAUCAGACAAGUCGCGGACCUGGUCCUCGAAGCCUGCCGACGUGGCGAUUGCGCCGUCGUCAAACCCGCCAAGAUAUCUCGUAGCGCACCAGCGGAGCAGCGAGCGGAGCCGAUUCGCGUCCCCGUUCCGCCGACAAUAUCCCACUUUGUCAUGAACUUGCCAGCUUCCGCCCUGGAAUUCCUGCACAAUUUCAAGGGCCUCUAUCACGGCUCGGAAAAGCUGUUCGCACCACAUAGCAGCACGAAGCUGCCUCUUGUUCAUGUGCACUGCUUCGGGGCCAAGGCUGAUGACGCUACCCCAUUGGACGAUAUUUGCCAACGCAUCUUGAGGGAGCUUGGUGUCGAGCUGAAAGUAGGAGACGCAGAAAAGGAAGGAGAGGUGACAAUCCACGAGGUCCGCGACGUUGCCCCCGCCAAACGGAUGUUCUGCGCCAGCUUUCGAUUACCUGCGGAGGUGGCUUUUGCCCCGCGCUUUUCCAAACCAAGAGUGAUGGAUGACUUGUUGACUUGA
Molecule: messenger RNA, 1437 nt
Organism: Ustilaginoidea virens
Lineage: Eukaryota; Fungi; Ascomycota; Sordariomycetes; Hypocreales; Clavicipitaceae
Exons: 6
Coding region: 1-1437 (478 amino acids)
Biological process (GO): tRNA N1-guanine methylation; mitochondrial tRNA methylation
Cellular component (GO): mitochondrial matrix; cytoplasm
Source: RefSeq, a predicted model, not a curated record